UUUGCUCCGGUGCGGUUGUGUUUUCGAGUUACUCCGAUUCUCGGUAUAUACAUAGUAGUGAGAGAGAAAAUUCGAGCAUCUUUCAGCACUAGUGUGCCAUAUAAGCUGCCGACAGCAGAAGGCUUGGCAGAUUGGCUUCUGCUGCUGUUACUGUGAAUGAACGUAGAUAAUGUUGGCUCGAUUCCUGGCUGCGGCUGACGAGUGAGAUUACGUACCAGCAGUUUGUAGAGUGAGCUUAAAACGGUGUCUUGUUUUGAUUGACCCGAUAUUGCCACAAACAGAAAUCAAUCAUCACUUCCGGUGUGAAAAUUCGCUCAGCUUCCAAUCUUAUUGGUGGAAAUAGGAUUUCGCGGAAAGCGAGAUUGAUACGGUGGGUGGUAGUGCAAACAGGACUUCGGUUAGUCCUACUCGGCUGGUGGGUGGUGUCUCUGCCUGGCGUGUGGGAGUUUGUUUGGAAACCAAUUUUGAAGACCAAUUUUCUUCAACGUCCGCUGGAUCGAUAAUGUUUAGAGUCUCCCAAAGGUACAAUCUGAACCACACGAGCUACAUCGAAGCAUAAUCGGCUUUCAGCCGGACAGUGCAUCCCGCAUCGGCAUCAGUGGGACCGGCCUGAUUGACUAACUGCAUCGCCCAGGGCAGUAAGUGCCACACCCUCUCGCGGCUGGCCCCUGUCUCUGUCUCGAGGCGGUGGCCUGCAGUGGAGGUCACAGCAAUCAUUAACGGCGACGCUGCUGACGACGUGUCUGCUUGUACCACCGUCGCUACCGUCAUCGUUGCCGGACUGGAGCGGGGGCAGCUAUGUACGGAUUGUUGUUGGAAAAUCUGUCCGAGUAUGUGAAAAGCGUCUACGGUGAGGACAAGUGGGAAGACAUCCGCCGACAGACCGGAAUCGCGUCGCCGUCAUUCAGCGUGCACGAUGACUACGACGAGGACCUGCUCAACCAGCUGGCGACGAAGGCGCAAGAAAUACUGGGGGUAUCCGAACGUGACUUCAUGGAUCAGAUGGGCGUCUACUUCGUGAACUUUGUCAGCCAGUACGGCUACGACCGGGUGCUGUCGGUGCUGGGCCGUCACAUGCGUGACUUCCUGAAUGGUUUGGAUAAUUUGCACGAGUAUCUCAAGUUCUCCUACCCGCUGAUGCGUGCGCCCAGCUUCAUCUGCGAGAACGAGACGCGUCACGGCCUAACGCUGCACUAUCGCACCAGACGCAAGGGGUUCGUCUACUACACAAUGGGCCAAAUUAGAGAGGUGGCACGGCAUUUCUAUCACAAGGAAAUGAAAAUUUCCUUGAUUAAGUCGGAUUUACUAGGGGAAACCAACCACUACACCUUUCAGCUCACGUUCGACAAUCGAGCCUUUUCGCUGGCAACGCUGGCCAUGACGCGAGAGGAGAAACAUUUGCCCAUCAGUGCUUCGGUGCUGUUUGAGAUUUUUCCGUUCUGCAUUGUUUUUGGGGCUGACAUGGUGGUACGCAGUAUUGGCAAUUCCUUAAUGGUGAUACUUCCCGAUCUACUGUCGAAAAAGAUUACCGACUGGUUUGAGCUGAGACGACCGCUGAUUGCAUUUAAGUUCCAAACCAUUCUGAACCGCACAAACAAUAUUUUCGAGCUAGUCACGAUGGAUGCGGUUAAGAAGCGGCCGGAAAACCAACGAAAGACUGAACUGUUCCUCAGUGAGCAGGAACAUGAAGAGGAAACCGUGAAGCAUCUACGGUUAAAAGGUCAGAUGAUCUACAUGGAAAACUGGCGCAUGAUUAUGUUCCUCGGAACGCCCGUGAUGCCGAAGUUGUCCUCAUUGAUCACGACCGGUUUGUAUAUAAACGACCUGUCGAUGCAUGACUUUAGCAGAGAUCUCAUGCUGGCUGGUACCCAGCAAUCUGUAGAACUUAAGCUCGCCCUGGAUCAGGAGCAACAGAAAUCGAAAAAGUUGGAAGAAUCGAUGCGUAAGCUGGACGAGGAGAUGCGCCGCACGGACGAGCUGCUGUAUCAGAUGAUACCGAAGCAGGUGGCGGACCGGCUGCGGCGCGGGGAGAACCCCAUCGACACCUGCGAGAUGUUCAACAGUGUGUCGAUACUGUUUUCGGAUGUGGUCACCUUCACGGAGAUUUGCAGCCGGAUUACGCCGAUGGAAGUGGUUUCGAUGCUGAAUGCUAUGUAUUCGAUAUUCGAUACGCUGACGGAGAGAAAUAAUGUAUAUAAGGUGGAAACGAUAGGCGAUGCCUACAUGGUAGUUUCAGGAGCCCCUGAAAAAGAGCAGAACCAUGCGGAAAAAGUAUGUGAUAUGGCCUUGGACAUGAUUGAGGCGAUUACGGAUCUUAAAGAUCCCUCAACUGGAACCCACUUGCGAAUACGGGUGGGUGUUCACUCUGGUGCUGUAGUAGCGGGUAUUGUCGGCCUGAAGAUGCCCCGUUACUGUUUAUUCGGUGAUUCUGUUAAUACGGCCUCCCGGAUGGAAUCUACUAGUCAAGCUAUGAAAAUACACAUAUCACAAUCAACGAAAAACUUUCUACCCGUCAACUAUCAGGUGUCCGAACGAGGCGAAAUUGACGUCAAGGGUAAAGGUACGAUGAAAACAUACUGGUUGGACUACAAGGAGAAUCGGCCGCCGCUGCAGAUGUUGGCCGAUGAAGUGAAGAGGCCCUCGAUCGAAUACAUCGAAUCAAAGGACCGACGAGUCAGUAUAUCCGGGUUUAACAUUCAGCAGAAACAAUCCAGCGGUGGUCUCUGCUCCGCUGGAGCGGAUGAUCGGCGUGUCUACUCGCCUGUCACGUUCGAGGAUGUCGCACGACGAAGCACUGCAAACUCUCCUGUUAAGCUGCAUAGUUUCGGUCCACGAAGGGAGAGUCGCUCAAAUUCUACUGGUCAUCCAUUUUUGAACAAUGUUUCGGACGUGUUUGGUUCAUUAAUUAGUGACACGGAAGAUUUUCUGGAAGAUCUUCAUCAUCGGAACUCGCUCAGCAACACACAGUACACGUCGUCGACUCCAUCCUCCUGUGCAUUCAGCCCACCGCCUGCAUUCAGAUCGAAAGCGAAGCCCUAUAUACCCAGUCAUUUCAACAAAGAGGAGCUGGAUCUCCUAUCAAACACUACAACGUCGGCACAUAGUUCAAUCGAUCAGGGUUACGCACAGGAAACAUCUAAGAAAACCGCCCUGGCAAUCAAAUCUCAAGUUCCGGCCACGAACACAUACGAACAACAGAAGGCAAUAAGCAGAAAGGCUAAGAUGGACAGCGUGCAGCAGAAACAAAAUGAGGCCCUGCAGAAGCUCGACAAGAUGGUCGAGGAGAUCUACGAGACGGAUCUGCCAGCAAUGUGCUUCAUGAGCCCUCCCAUCUCCCGAUCGGAUGGCAACAUUUGCAAAUCUAACUGUAGUAGAUCUCAAGCACCAGCACCGACACCUCCGGUUGGGCCACCAGCCUGCGAGCAUACGCAGCACUGUCACAGCUGUGGCAGCUCGGCUCCGGCAGGCGGUCCCGGUAGUGGUAAAGUGACCCAGAGUUUUAGUUUCACCCACGCAAAAGAGCACAAAUGCUGUUCCGGGUAUGCUGCAGCUAUGGCGGCUCACCACCAAAACGGACGACACCAUAAAGUGCACUCAAAUGCUUGUCAAAUUCUGUAGAGCUGGAGGGGUAGAUGUUUUAAUUUAUUUAGAAUGUAAGUGUGUGCUAGUCAGCGGCGCAUUACCUCCCGAAGCGAAGAAAUGACCAGGGAUCUGAAGUAGAGAAGAACAUGUGCGUAAUGUUUUUGUUUGUAUGUUAGCUCUAACUAGGACAUGAUCUAUGUACAGUAGGUUAUUUAUUCUCAGUUUUUCCUGUAGUGCGUAGUAUUAGUAGGUGAUGGCUAAAACAAUGUCAUUUCAUAACUAAAGACUGUUUAGGUACUUUUUUGACGAAUCACGAAUGUAAUCUUGGCGUAAUGAAACAGAUACAGAAAAGUAUUCAAGAGCUUCAAAAGUCUCUGACGUUCCGAUUCUGUAAGUGACCAGCGAUUCAACCAGCGACAAACUUCUAUCAUUCUCUAAGGGAACCUGUAAGUUCUUCAUUAAUUUCUCAAUAUAUAGUAAUUACACAGAGAACAGAAUUCCUUAUUCGAACGAAUAAGUGUAAAAUACUUGUGUAAAUAUUUGACUGAAUGUCGGUCAAAACUCUAGCGCCGCCACACCAGUAUAUCUCAAUUAGAGGUAUAGCUAUGUCAGCCAUUUUGUAAUACUUAUUUCAAUCAGCUGUCAACUCAAUCAAGCUUGAUAGCUCAAAUGGUGGCAGUAUCCCACUUACCUUAUAAUAGGUUGUUAGUUUUUUCAGAACCUAUACUUUCGAGAAGGACGGUUCUACUCUCUGGUUAUUUAAUUUGGGUUUUAAUCCUUCCCGUAUGAAAAAUGGAUAUGCACCUAUUCAGAACAGCACCACGUCGAGAUCGUGAAAAUGUGUAAAAAUAGCGUAAAAGCAAAACCAAACCAGUGUAUUUAAAAUGAUUUUAACCUAUCAAUAUCAAAUUGCUCGGAUUGCCAGGUCGAAUUGUUCUGUAAGAUUGCCUGGGUCUUUUCUAAGAAAGGCACGAUUGCACCACUAGGUAGAUUAAAACAGAUUUUUUGGUACAUAUUUAAUAUAUUGACAAAUGGUCGCUUUUUGUCUAUCAAUCUCUGCAUUUUGAUAAACCAGUUUUUCAAAUUUUGUUUCUUUUUAUUCGUUUACUUGACAUGGCUUAAUGCACGGAUCCAUGGGUACUUUAGAUAUUAACAUGAUGUAAACAAUUCAAAACUAAACAAUAGAAAGAGUAUCAAUUGUUGUUCAUCAGAUCUCGUGUAGGAGAAUUGUGGGAAAAACCGACACUGUGGGUAAAACCGACUCCCCACAACUUUUCCUAGAAAUCAAAUUUUUAUUCAUUUCAUAAUGAUACAUUAUUAUUAGUACGUUUGUUUAGAGAAUUUUAAGAAAAAUUGGAUUUACGUUAGUGCGCCGAAUGUCAUAAAAAUAAACAAAACAUACGACAGCAGCGUUCAUACUCGUCUGGAUGUUAAAUUUCGUUGGUAGAUUUUAAGGUUUUAACCGAACAAAAGCUUUUCAAAUCACCACAUUUUUCAGUUCCUAUUAUUAUCGGCCUUUCCUAUGAUCAACUAAGUGCAUUGAAGACGAGUUUGAGAAAUUCAAUAUUUUUAAUUGCUUUUAUUAAAAAUGUGCGCUGUUGGGGUAAAACCGACACCCUAUGGUUAGGGUAAAACCGACACGCUGUUAAGAUGGUUGUGUAUACUUGCGAUUCAUUUCAAAAUAUUGGGGAUAUUUGUGACACUUCAAUUAGCUUAUUAGAACACUAUAGUAUUAGCAGAAAUACACAGAAAUACUUUUAUUGUGUUUAUUUCUUGUAAGUCUCUUUAAAAAUCAAAAAUUGGAAUUUUUGCUUAUCUGAUUCUAUUGAAGCUUUUGAUAUUUCUGCAAAAAGCUCAUCAAACCGAAUUUCUAGUGUUCUCUUGGUUUGUCAUAGACGAACUUUAUCACAAUGAGACAAUGAUCUUUUAUAUACCCCAAUAGAUCGUUGAUGAUCAGAGUCCGAAAAAUCAAAUCUGAAAAAGAUAGCUUUACUAAGAAGUGUAUGUGUCACUUAUAAGUGAAUGAAUCCAAUUAGCAGAACGUAGAACGCUUGCAAAUCUUCUCUUACGAAAUAAAAUGACACUGGAGGUUGCAAUGAUGUGCGCAAGGAUUAUUUGGAAAUACUCAUAUCAAUAAAUAAUCCUAUAGCAUAAAAUACUCCUAUUUAUAGUACUACGUUUUCGAACUUUCUUCCCCUCAUUACAUGAUGAAGCAAUAAAAAGCACAUAUUUGCAUCAUACAUACUCACACUUUAUUAAUCACGCAUAUAUAUCAUUUUUCAUAAAGAUAAAGAUUUUAAUAAAGUGGAGAGAAUAUAAAUUAAAGGGGGUGUCGAUCUUACCCCUAUGGGGUGUCGGUUUUACCCGCAGUGCCUGCAGAAAGUCACUUUGUUUUCCAAGUUUUACAACCAAUAAUUUUUGACGAAAUUAAUUUUUUGAUGCGCGGAAAAAAUUAAGUCUUGUUAGAAAUUUUCUGAAGAAGAAUUCUGCAUAAAAAUUAUAAUUUUAUUGAUUUUGAGGCAACUUAGAAAAAGUGUUAAGCUUAAGGUGUCGGUUUUAACCAUAAUUCCCCUACGCGACUUGCUAUUCUCAGCGAAGACCUUUUUACUUGGCGGGGAAACAUUUGUAUCCUCGCCAUCCAUGUUUUUGAGUCGCUUAUUUCUGUUUCGCUAUCGCACACAUCCGUGUCGUCACACAGCGGCAUGACGUGUGACAAGGUCCCAAAAAUCAAUUGUCUUGAAUUCCUUUGGAUAUAUUUGUUUUAUUUUUCACAAAGUUUGAAUAACUUACCUUAAAAUUUUGCGAUAAUCGAAAGUAGGAUCAAUUUUUAACGUGUCAUUGAAGAAAGUGAGUUGCCACAACUUUGUAUGCAGUGGUGCUACCGUGCGUCAUUGUAGUUGCCCUGAUUAUCCUUUCUUGCUGCUUCUCUUACGGGUCGCAAAUGUGAAGUGUUUGCUUUCUUACGCUGUAGAGUUUGAGGUACUUGGCGCAACUUUUGAAGUUGUCAUUAUUGGCUGAACAAAUUUGGCUCCCCUAUUAGACAGCUCGUCAUCAAAGUCGUUUCCUUCUAUUCCCAGUUGUUCUAUCACUCAAAUCAAAGUUAGCUUGCAUUUUCUUGCAUCAGAAUUUGACGACAGCUAUAGACGUUAGAAGUUACACGAACUCAGAGCUCUUAACCCAGCCUGGCUAUCUGUCAGAAUAACUCCUUGCCCCCUAGGGCGCUUCUUGAAAGACACUUUCUGGCACAGGUCUCAAAUACGUAUACCACACUGAUAGAAUAUAUUCGUAAAUCGCUAUGCAUUAGUUUCGUGCAGAUAAUUUUCAUAAAAUAUACGAAUUUUUCGUACAUAUAAUGAAUCGUUCGUAGUUCUAUUGAAACACAUUUAUUUUUUAUUACGAGUUUUUCGUGAAAACCACGAAACGACUUUCGUUGGCUUAUUACGAAACAGCUUCGUUCGGCAAACGAAUUGUUCGCUGCUAUAUACGAAUAUCUGUAUAAUAUUUACGAGCACCAUUCGUCGAACCGCCAACGUCAACAGAGCUUCAAUAGAGGUAGAAUAUGGAGUCAUUGUUGCUAUACGUUAGAUAAUUGUUGAUGUUCACGACGGUCUCGAUCUGGCUAUUUAGUAGCCGUAUCCGUGUCCGCCGGUUUCAGGAAGAUUUUCUAAACCUCUUCCGCUUCUAGUUGAUCCAGAAUCCGGAGCAGUACGGAUUCAGUUGAGCCAUCGCUCGAUGGUUUUGCAUGAAAAAUUUUGAGUUUUUCUCUGCCGGAGCAAUGUAAAAGAAUUUGAUAUUAAAUACGAAAACUUCUCUUAGAUGAACGAAAUGAAUUCGUUCGACCAACGAGAUUGUUCGUAAUAUACAUAGACGUUUAUUAAAAUAAACGUCCGCCGGUUUCAGGAAGAUUUUCUAAACCUCUUCCGCUUCUAGUUGAUCCAGAAUCCGGAGCAGUACGGAUUCAGUUGAGCCAUCGCUCGAUGGUUUUGCAUGAAAAAUUUUGAGUUUUUCUCUGCCGGAGCAAUGUAAAAGAAUUUGAUAUUAAAUACGAAAACUUCUCUUAGAUGAACGAAAUGAAUUCGUUCGACCAACGAGAUUGUUCGUAAUAUACAUAGACGUUUAUUAAAAUAAACAAAACAUUUCGUUUCAUUCACGAAAAUUAACAUCGUUUUCAACGACAGCAUUCGUGCAAUGUACACUAAAUAAGUAAAACUUCACGAAAACUUUCGUUCAUCAAGCGACCAUAUCACAAUAAAAUCGAUUUUGCCAGAUCUGUUUCUUUUAACUAAAAAAAUCGGUGUUGUCAAACAUCAUCCCAAAAUAUCGAAUGAAAAAAUAAGAAGAUAAUAAAUACGAAAACUUUUCUAAGAUGAACGAAAUGAAUUCGUGCGACCAACGAAGUCGUUCGUAAUAUACACAAACAUUUAUUGAAAUAAACGAAUGAUUUCAUUUUAUUCACGAAAAAUCAUGGCCACAUCGAUUUUUUUAAUUAAAAAAAAAUCGAUGUUGUCAAACAUCGAUCCCAAAUGAUUGACUGAAAACAAUAAGAGGCUAAUAAUACGAAAACUUUUCUAAGAUGUACAAAAUGAAUUCGUGCCACCAAUGAAAUCGUUUGUAAUUUUCACAACUGUUUAUUAAAAUAAACGAAACAUUUCGUUUCAUUCCCGAAAAAUAAUGCCGUUUUCAACAAUAACAUUCAUGUAAUGUACACUAAAUAUGUAAAAUUUACGAAAACUUUCGUUCAUCAAGCGGCCAUUACUUCAAACCACAAUCUUUUUAGUCCUCAAUAGAAGGGAUCAGGUUGAAUUAAUAUCGAUUUUGCCAGAUCGAUCCUUUUAGUUAAUUGAAAAAAUCGUGGUUGUCAAACAUCGAUCCUAAACCAUCGAUUGAAAAAAUAAUAUGCUAAUGAAUACGAAAACUUUUCUAAGAUGAACGAAACGAAAUCGUGCGACCAACGAAAUCGUUCAUCAUAUACAUAAACAUUUAUUAAAAUACACGAAACAUUUUGUUUCGUUCACGAAAAAUAAUGUCGUUAUCAACGAUUACAUUCGUGCAAUGUAAAAUUAAUAAGUAAAAUUUACGAAAACUUUCGUUCAUCAAGCGGCCAUUUCUUCGUACCACAAUAAACUCGAUUUGGCCACAUCGAUUUUUUUAAAUAAAAAAAAUCUAUGUUGUCAAACAUCGAUCCCAAAAGAUCGACUGAAAACAAUAAGAGGAUAAUAAAUACGAACACUUUUCUAAGAUAAACGAAAUUAAUUCGUGCGACCAACGAAAUCGUUCGUAAUAUACACACACGUUUAUUAAAAUAAACAAAACAUUUCGUUUCAUUCGCGAAAAAUAAUGUCGUUAUCAACGAUAACAUUCGUGCAGUAUACAUUAAACGUGUAAAAUUUACGAAAGAUUUCGUUCACCAAGCGGCCAUUCUUGUUCAUGAAAUGAACGAAACCUACUAUUUAGAAUGCACGAAAAUACUUCGUUGCAGAAAACGACGAAUGAAUUCGUGUAUUGUAUGAUCGAUUUCAUUAUAUUUACGAAUUUAUAUUAUCAGUGCAUCGCUUGCAAGACUGAACCUGGUGUAGAACCAAGAGCCUUGUAAGACCUAUAGCAAGAAACUCAGGCCCUGCUCCCACACCACACUUUCCUUUUGAGGCAUCAGUAUAAUCAGUAUAUCAGAAGACAUAAGAGCAAAGGCGUUCAUUGAAGAUUUCUGCAAAAUAUCUCUUUAGACGUACUUUAAGGAGACGUUUCAGUCUGCAUACAGGACUUGUCGAGAGACCAUGCUGUUUCUCCUCUCAGUAUGAACAUUUUUCAGCAUUCUUAGUGCAGGAACUAUCCCAACGAUUCUUGCCGGGCUUUUCACAACGGUAUUUAUUGUUAGUAUGGGUGCCUAUUUAGCAAAAUUGUUUGAAAUUAUGGCAGUUUACGACCCGCGGUACAAAAAGACGAACACGCAAAAAAACCUUUUACAAAAGGAUGUAGGAUGGUAGCGCGGACAUAGUGACGGUCACCCGAAAAGUAUUUGAUUAGGGUUGUGAUUUUAUUGCAUCCCCUGCGGUUAGCAUUGAAUUCAAACUUUUGGAAUACGGAAUUUUCACUGGUUUAAGUAAGGGUGCUCUAAAUCAACCAACACCGUACUCUAGCAGAUCUCGGUGCACGUGAAACUAUCACUCGCCAUUGAUCUCGACUUCCUUAGCGGGAACAUUAGGGCAUUGCAAAAAAACUCAUUUUUGAAUUCUCUCUCUGUUUCUUCCACCGCUUCAUAUUGUGAUAUUUGUCAAAGUAAGCUUAGAUGCUCAAUUUGACAUCAUUUAGACAAUUUUAUAAUCCCGCCCACUUUGCUUGAAGUUUUUGACAUUGAGAAAAAUAUAUUCAAAACGCUAUAACUUUUGAAGCAGCGCUCGAAAAAUUAUAGUUUACAUCUUUUUCCGGGAAAUAACCUUAGUAUUUGAAUAGAUUUUAGGCUGUCCCAAAAAAUUUCGAUGUUCGAAAAGUCAUGGUACUCAACCCUAAAAUGAGAGAUAAGCAUAUUUGAAGCACAUUUAUAGAACAAAUCAAGUUUCUAAAAAAUCAUCUAGAGGUUCCAGAAAUGUGAUAUAUGAAAAAUGGUCAAUUGCACGUGAAGCACUUCAAACCAGUCGUGAUUUAGUGCAUUAUUGACACCCAAGAAACAUUUCCUAUGCAACUACAAUUAAUAUAUAGCAUGAGCCAAAAAGACACGCAUGAAGAAAUCCUUAUCAGACACCGCCAAGUCGAACUGCGACUUUUUAACAAAAAACGAUAGACCGUAUUUCCCUUGAUAAAGGUCAAAUCGUCGAGCAGUGACCAACAUUCGUUUUCAUAAUAAUAAACUCAGACAGCCGUUAAAAUUCUCCAUAAUUUCUUCUAGUAGGAUUGACCGCCUAUAUUAUUUUAUCAGAAGAUGUGCUGUUUUACGUUGCAAAAUUCUUCAAAUACUAUAAACUUCCAAAGUUGACAGUUUCGGAAUAAUGUGAUGGUGAGUUUUCGUUGUUUAUUACUCCUUUCAAUUCAGCACUCAAACGUAUAUCUGCUUUUCCUUCUCCUUUUCGAAAUGUUAUGCUCAUUAUCAAUCAAAUUGAGUUGUUGUCUCAACUUUCCGUAUUCUCAAAAGGGAAAAAUAUAUUAUUAGCAAAUAUUGCACGGAAUUUUUUUCCCAAUAUCGUGAAUAAAGUACCAUGAAAUCUGGAACUAUCUCGUUUUUACGUAACGUGAACAGGACCAUGAGCAAAAAUCAUGUGAUUAUAUUAAAUUUCCCUUCAGUAACGCCCGCAUAACGCUUUUAUUAUUGAAAAUGUUUGUUUCUGUUUUAUGAACUUCAGUCACGGUUUCCGCCAUGUUAUUACCAACUCGAUUUUCUGUACCUGAACUAGUUCACAACUUUAUGAAGAUUAUUCAUAAAACCAAAUGUUGACUCAUGAUUUUAUUCAUAGAUUUAGGAACACAAAAUCAAACCAAUCAAAUGAAUCAGGAAAUUAUCUCGUAAGCUAUUUCACGUAACACGCAACUUUCAUUAAUCGAUUCAAUCCUCAUGAACUACUUCAUGAUUCCUAAUAUAUUAGGCACGAUCUAAUAUCAAUUCUCGUGAAAUAAUUCACAAAAUCAUCUUAUAUUAUUCAUAUAUCUGUGAACUUCUUCACGAUUCCUAGUAUAAUAGUAAUCACUUGCCAUUCGUGCUCGUAAAAUAGUUCACGAAGCCAUAAAAUGAUAUUCAUGUAUUAUUGAACUUGCUCAUGAUUCUUCUUACAAUAGUCACGACUUACCAUUUGUGUUCGAGAAAUAGUUAACAAAAUCAUUGACUAUUAUUCAUGUAUUCGUGAAUUGGUUCAUGAUUCCUAGUACAGUAGUCACGAUUUUCUAUUCAUGCUCGUGAAAAAGCUCACAAAAUCAUGAAUUGUGAUUCAUGGAUUCGUGAACUGGCUCAUGAUUCCUAGUGCAUCAUUUACGAUCUAUCUUGCGUACUUGUGAUAUUUAGAAGAUAUCCCUAAUCAUUUUCAAUUUAAUGUAACAUGGUCUUGAAAUUUUCACGUGAAUUAUUUCACUACAAUUACAUUAUAGAGUGUUCGACAUAUAGUUGAUGGAACAACACACUUAGAAAAAAUGAAAAUUACAUUUGACGUAAACAACAUUCUGUCGUAUUUUGCUGUCCAAUAUGGAAUUUUACAUGUUUUGACAGGUGAAAUAAAAUAUUGUGUCUCUUUUGAUGUAGAACUC
Topomyia yanbarensis is the source of this 11808-nucleotide messenger RNA. RefSeq names its product soluble guanylate cyclase 88E (gene Gyc88E). Gene Ontology annotation, cellular component: guanylate cyclase complex, soluble. NCBI's taxonomy places the organism in Eukaryota, Metazoa, Arthropoda, Insecta, Diptera, Culicidae. The transcript is spliced from 14 exons. The record is from RefSeq and is a predicted model, not a curated record. Gene Ontology annotation, biological process: response to oxygen levels; cGMP biosynthetic process; nitric oxide-cGMP-mediated signaling. Gene Ontology annotation, molecular function: guanylate cyclase activity; heme binding; oxygen sensor activity. The coding region runs from base 799 to 3618 and encodes 939 amino acids.